UAAACCACGAGUGUGUGAGUGAAGCUCAGGAUUCACUUCAUGACGAAACCCGCACCUUGACUGAGGGGGGCUUCGCUUCUCCCCCCAGAAGGACUUAUUUAUCCUCAUUUCUGUUCGUCGUAUCUGUUUAAAAAGGGAUUUUAUCUGAGUGGGAAGCUGAGCUUGAAAGGCAGGAUGGAGUGACACAGGAGUCAUGGAUGUUGUCCCAUUCGGAAUACUUGGUGUGCUACCUUUGAGUGGAAAUUGUGGGAAUACUCUUGGCCCAGAGACUUUGAUGCGAACAGUGAACUAGAGCCUUCAACUUCACGACGUCUCAACAGCUGGACUGCUUCAUCCUUCUAUUCUGUUUGCAUCUCUUCUGUUGUUUUCUCUUCUCCUUUCUUUAAUCAUCUUCUCCUUCGCUUGUGUUUCCUUUUCUUCUGUUUGUGUCUUUUCUUAUCUUCACCUUCUUUACCUAGUCCCUUGUUCUGUUCUGUGCGGUUCCCUUCUCUUUCUGCCCUCUCUUUUCUCUCUUUCUUUCUCUCCUUCUGUCCACACUGUUGCGGGAGUUGUCUCUGUGUUGCUCCGGGCGACAGCAGGUGUCGGACAUGUCCACCAAGGCUCCCAUCUACCUGAAGCGGCGGAGUCGUAAAGGAAAGAAGGAGAAGCUGAGGGACCUGCUGUCGUCCGACAUGAUCAGCCCUCCGCUGGGAGACUUCCGCCACACCAUCCACAUCGGCAGUGGAGGAGGAGCCGACGACCUCUUCGGCGACCUCUCUUUCCUCCAGGGCAAGUUUCACCUGUUGCCCGGGCAACAGGGUCACCAGGGGGCGUUCCAGUUCAACCGCACGGCCAGCGUGAGCGCCAGCCACCCGCCACCCGCCAGUGAGAGCUCUCCGCUGCUGAAGAACGCCUUGUCACUUCCAGUCAUCGGCAGAGUGCAGGCGCUCACCCUGCCGGCCCAGACCACCUCGGCCUCUGCUACCGCCGCGACUGUCUCCGCCCACUCUCACCCCUCGACGACGACAGCAACGUCUGCGACUCUCGCCCCGCCUCCGAAACCUCCCCGACUGCACCUGGAGUCGCCACAAGCGUCACGUCCUGCUUCUCCGAACCCCAAACCUCAUUCAGACGCCAGGGAGGAGGAGAAACGAGGGAGGAAGGAACGUGAGGAAGAGGAGGAGCGCCCCUUUCUUUCUCAUGCAGGGUCACUCCUCUCUUUGCACCUGGACUUGGGGCCGUCCAUCUUGGAGGACGUCCUGCAGAUCAUGGAUGGCCCGAGGGUAGGAGGAAUCAACGGAGGAUUCACAGCCAACGGACGACAAGAGAUCUACACCUGAGAAUGAAAGAGAGACAGUGAAAUGCCUCACAUUCUCUCUGUCUAUGAUACAUUCUUAUAAGUGUGGGCGUCACAGCUGGAGGAAUAGUGGGGCUGACUGCCUCAGAGUGAGUCCUGAACUAAAAAACGUUGUUUCUACGUAAUUAGUGUCAUAACUAAAUGAACAAUGGCAAAAUAAUCAGUAUAAAUAAUCACAAAACAACAAGAGGCUCUCCCCCACACCUCCUUGAUGGGAACAGGGCCCCCACAGAGAUGGAAUGCCCCCUGCUUGUAAUCCUCCUUCUUGCUGAGCUGCUGGCUCACAUGGGUGCUGGAUAGAAUAGUAACAAGGCCUGUCACAAUUAUUAAAUAAUUACUGAAUUGUUUAGGCUGACCUCACUCCACAGUUGUCAGCUUUCACAGUCAUGUUUUUGUUGCAUCAAACAGACUGAAUGCUGUUCAUUUUCAUUAGUUGGGUUUAGACAAAUGCAUGUAAAUAAAACAAAGCCGAAAACGCAAUUAUUGCGACGUUGUGUUUUACGAAAACAGCAAAAAACUUCUAACUGGUGCUGUAACAUCUUUAAAGGGUAGCAGUGAGCAAUGUUUGUUUAUUUGAGCUUGAACUGUUUCUGUUGUCAAUUGGGAGCUACUAAGUAUUGACAGCUAGCUAACAAGAUAGCUAAUCAUAUAAUUUGGCCACUUGCCAGUGUUAAUAGUUGCAUACAAUUAACAAAAAUUAGUUGUUUAUAUGGCAGUUAGUUUUCAGCUGGAGUAUCAUUAUCGUGACAGGCCUCAUAGUAACCAUUCAGGUCGACACUGUCUUGGCUUUCCCCACAGUAAGAGCAUCCAAGGCGGAAUGUUUGCCCCUUAUUCUCUCUUUCUCUGGACCUUGCAAUGCUGAGAGAGGACAGUGGUCUUCCUGUAGGCCAAAGCAUUGGAAGACUCAACGGGUGACCAAAGAUCUGCACCUGAGAGAGAACAGACUGAUGAAACACUGCUUUCCCUCUCACAUACACACACAUCCAACUUCCCACUUUCUCUUAUUAUCUUCAUAUUGAACUGCUGGAUGCCGUGGAGGCUGCCUUGAACUGUAACCUGAGUUUGCAUCACUGUUUUGUCAUGGAAAGCACUCUGCUUCACUGUGAGAGCGUCCAGGGCUGUGGAGAACCGUUAGCCAGGAAAGGAAAAAACAGCUGACCUUCGGGCUGCACAGAAUAUUGCUUGUAUUGUCCUUCACAAUAUCUCAAAAGACUACAAACAGUAAAUGUACCUCAGUCCUUUCACUCUGUUUUACUGUGCUGUGAGCAUAAAGAUGAAUCACAGAUGUUCUUUGGAUGCCUGGAUGAAUCACUGCAUUCACGAGAUCCAACAAACAAAUAAUGCAGUAUUUAACCACAUCGCAACGAGCUUCCACAGAGACAUAGCACAAUAUACAAUCGUAUGCAAAAGUUUGGGCACCCCUGGUCAAAUUACAUGCUUUGUUGAUUUUCUAAGUGAAAAUAUGUGAACACAUCCUGUAGAGAGAAAACACUGCUCAUUUUAAUGCACAAGUGCUGUUUGCCUGCCAUUUAAAGCUGCACUAUGUAAGUAGUUUCUAGUUAAAUUAAUAAGAAGUAGCAUUACCGAGUGUGUGCGCUGCUGUAAGUCGCCCUGUAAGGCCUGAAAUAAUCAUUUAAAAGUCAGGGAACAUUUUCAGGCCACCUCAUACACAUCUUUACAUAUUAAAACCCCUUAAAAUCUCUUAUUACAUACUAAGGCUUAUUAUUCAGUAACUACAGGAACUUCAGUGCAAACUGGCUGAGCUCUUCUUAGGUUAGAAGUGUGUAGUGAAACUUGCUGCCUGCUGGGGGGCCUUUUAGGGGGCAGAAUCAACUUUAUAUUGAUGAAUAUAAAGACAUGUUCUUCACCAUGUUUUGACUGAGUUUGACUCUGUCUUGUCCACAAUGGGGUCCAUGAACCACAACCCACAUUACAAAACUGUUCCCUGAGGAUGUGUUAACUGAGUUUCACUUAGAAAGCCAACAUAAUGUAAUCUGAGUUUUUAAAAGUUUUCAUACGACUGUAUGAAGCAAAAUCAUCAUAAUAUGUUAUCUUGGCAAUAUCGUCCAGCCCUAAUUCACACGAAGGGUGUGAGUUUAUACUCCCUCCUGGUUACAUAGUCUUUAUCUCUUUUUUGCCACAGCUGCUGACCCCUACACUACCUGGACACACUCUUUUUUUUUAAACGUGAAAAAGUCUUUUUCAUCCCAGCUUGGACUGCUAUUAGAGGCACACUGAGCAUGUUUACUCAGCCUGGAUCAGUUUUAGUUGAGAGAUUAACUACAGGAGAAGAAAAAUGACCUUCUCUCUCUCUCCGUGAUGCAAUGACAUCACCUUGGUGGUGCGCCAGUUUGUGUAAAGGGGGAAAAAUGUGCACCCCUCCCUGUGACCUGAUACUCCUUUUUACCAGAGAAGCUUUCAUCUUGUCCAGUGACGACGAUAAAAAGCAAAAACAGCUCAGUUAGAGAGCAAGAAAACGAAACUGACCGCGUCUUCCUUCUCAGUGGAAACUUUAAAUGACUCGGAACGAAGUGCUGCCUUUGCUGGAAGGUUCUUCUCCCCCCCCAGGGCUGUGACAGUUGAUCCUUCUUUUGUGUUGAGAUGACUGCUGUUUUUAGACGCAGGUGCAGUUACUGAAUAUCAGGCUUGUGUUACCUUCUUAACUGAGCCCCAGGAGUUCAAACCAUAUGGACUCGAGAGACUUUUGUGUAGCAAACAGGGUAACAAGCGAAGUCAUGUGACGUUUAAUGCAAUUCAACUCAACCGAAGGUAGAUCAUUGCCAGAAUAACUGACUGUGAAGGUGAAUGGACAGUGAUGUCACAGUGUAAACUUUGGGGCUUAUAAAGCAAAAAGAACAUUUGGGCCUGUUGCCCUUCUUCGCAGGUGCCUGGGGUCCGACUGUGCCACUAGAGAUGCCUACCUAACUGCUAAUGCCUUACUGCUAAUGUUUAACCAUUUAAGUUUCUGGUCAGUCAGGAGAAACAUCACUUACAUGCCAGCACUGAAAAUGCCCCAGGCUGCACAUUAGCAUCUGUUGAUGCUGACUGUGAUUGGUUCAUUGUAGUUUUUUAUGAUCAGAAAGGUUCCUAACUUUGUUCUGGAGCCCAAGAGAGGAAUCCGUCACACAGUAAAGCUCCCGGUCACCUUCGCUACUUCCUUGAGAUUCUCUAAAUGCCUUUGUUAAUGUAUAACCUGUCCUAGGCACAUGUAUCAACUAUCACAGACGUUUAUUCUUUUGUUUCGAAUGUGAAUUUCCUCAUUUUCCUGAAUUUGGGCAUGUUUUGUUUUGCAGUUUUUGAGAAUUUGCAGUUCUCAGCCAAUGUAGACCUCUGAGGUGUGUAAUUUUGUAGUCAGCGUCACAACAAUGUUAGGGGCUCCGGGUCUAAGCAGAUUUCUUUUGUAGUGCCAUUUCUUAAAAACUGCUGCUUUUGUGUCCUGAGGAAAACAGAAAUGUUCAGACCCCAAUAAGGAAUCCUCAGGGCCUUAAGAGAACACCUAUGAUUUCUGUGCAAUAAAAAAAAAUCCAUGUCAGUAAUUUUUGUUCAUUUUUAUUUAAAAAAUUCAUCAUGCUGUAUUUAAAACUCAUCAAAUAUGAUGCUAAUAGUCUUUAUUUAAUUGUUUGGUUGGAGAUAAAAAGGUUAAAUGCUUAAAACACCCAACAGAAAAUGAUCUAAUCAGAAUUUUGGUUGGUACAGCCAAGCCAGCUCCUCCUGGUUAGGACUUCAGAAGCUGAGCAGAAGGCCUAAUGCAUCAGAUAAACAACCAACAUGAUUAGGAAGUAACAGUGGAAUCUAAAUUAUGGGUACAUUAUGUCACUGUCUGUUAGAAGCCUCAAAUAAAGCAUGGACUGUGUUUUACAACCUCUAAAUGUGUGUGAUUAAUCUAGACUGGCCAAAAAAUGUUAAUGUAAAUUGCUGUUAGCUUAGUGCUGACUUUCUACUAGAAAUCCAUAGGGGCUCUACCAGAAAUUAGCAUAAUGAUAGUUUUGUUUUUAUACAGGUUUCACAUUUAUGUCCCAAACCUGAAAUGUUCCAUCUUCCAUACAUUUUUCCACCAAAUUGUAUUGCAAGGUUGUUAAGGAGUCGAAAAAUGACUAAUGCUACAUGCAAGCUAACACUGCUGCGCAUUGAACUGACCUCAUAAGACUGGCAACUUCACCAAAAUACCCACACAAACCAGCAGGCUUUGUUAAAUGUGGUAGUUAAAUUGCUUUGACAGUAGCAGCCUAGAGGUUAAGUAGAUGCUGGGGUGAUAUUACAGUGUACACACAUUGAAACAUGACGCCAUUUCAGUGCUCGGGGCUGUUAGCUUGUUUUGUAGUGUGUGUGUAGCAUUAUUCGUAUUUCGACUAGUGGAUACAUAAAACUUACCAGGUUGGGAACAUUGUACCUCAGGCUGACAGCAGCGAUUUUCGAAGACGCUGAUCAUUUUUGCUGAAAAAACAGCUUAGACCUGGAAUUCCUAACACGGGGAUGACGCUGCCUACAGAAUGAGCUUCAGAGGACUAUUGAGGCUGAACUUUCUUUUCAUAAUGGGGUACUCCACUAUCUUUUCUGGUGUUUGUGUCGGUAUUGGGCCCAUAUAGCCCUUCACUGAGUGUUGAGUGUGAUGGCAGCAAAACUACUAGUUGCAACACCGAAAUAUCAAGAGAAAAGCUUUAACACAAGAAAUCUGAAGUCUGUGGUAGCCAUAGUGGCCUUUUUGACCCUGAACACUGUACAGAGAAGUAGAGCUCUAAUUCACACGUUCUGACUGGAUUAAUGUUAGGAAUAGCGUGUCCUACAAUGCUAACAAUGCUAAUGAAUGAAUUCAGCUGAGAUCAUGCUAAUUGGUGGCUGCUAACUUUCGAAUUUUGUUAGACAUUUGGUUAAAUUAUUACUUCUGAACAAUUCGUAUAUUUUUUUGUCUUUAUGAAGUAACAAGAAAAAGAGCCAGUUGACAAAAUAUGUAUUUAGAAUGAUUUCAGUUUCAUCCAUGAUGCUAAGCUAAAUUAUCUACUGUCUUCAGUCACAGUCUUAAUAUAUCCACAGCUAAAAUGUAAAACCUGCAGCUGAUCAUUUUAACAAUUUCAAGAAAUUGAAAUCCAGAAUUACUUGGGAUAAAAUCUCUUUAUGUUGACUUGCAUCAAAAGUUUAGAAUGAAUUUUGAAUGAAUGAAAAUUUAGAAUUUUUUUUUGGAUUAGUUAGUAUUAUUACACCAUAACGGACGGCCAGCUGUCCAGUUGAGUGGUUGAGUGUUGUCCAUGUCUCAUUGUGAAUUCAUCUUGAAGUUUUCUCCAUAUUUGCCAUUUUAAAGACUCUCAGCUUGUUCUGUGAAAUCGCACUGACCCGUAUAAGCUUUACAACCAUCUUUUACGCAUUAAGAUUAAGUGACCCUUAUUAGUCCCACAACGGGGACAUUUCACCUCCACAUUUAACCCAUCCAUGCAGUGAAACAGCACAUACACACUAGUGAACACACACACACUAGGGGGGCAGUGAGCACACUUGCCCAGAGCGGUGGGCAGCCCUAUCCACGGAGCCCGGGGGAGCAGUUGGGGGUUAGGUGUCUUGCUCAAGGGCACUUCAGUCACGUACUGUCGGCUCAGGGGAAUGAGCCGGCGACCUUCCGGUCACAAGGCUGGUUCCCUAGCCUCCAGCCCAUGGCUGCACUCCCCCCCUCUGUUUUUUUAAGAACUACCAUUUUUUACCACUACCACUUUUUUAAGAAUUACCUGCUUUCCCUUUGAUGCUCUGUCCUAAUGAGAAAGUCUGCAGCUGUUAUGCACUCAGCCCUCUUUUCACUAUUUUCAGAUUUGAGAUUUAGAAAGUUUAUCGUCAGUCCCUUUUCGGAAAUGCACACAUGGCUGCUCUUCUCUUUGUGAAUGGAAAAUGUGAUUAGAUGUUCUGCGCUGCAGAGAGGACACUGGGGCCUAAGCUGGUGUGAUAGCAACUGUGGAGUGUCUGUUACCGUAGAGACUGUUGCCAAGGUUCUGUUGUCAUAAAUCCGCAAAGCUGGCUCAAUCACCGGACCCCCCCCCCGGGAAGGUGAAGACCCCCAGCCCCGUAAAGGCUGGUGUAGUUGGGGGACCUUGUUGUAGGUUUACUCUGAAGUUCUGCAGAUUCAGUUUUUGGUGGUUUGUUUUGUUUUUUUUUCUGAAGAUGUUAUAAACCUGCAAAUGUGCUUAAUUCUUUAAAAUCUGUGAACAUUCAUUUUGGACCAGAUACUGUUUGUAUAACCACACAUGGUCUCUGUGACGACGUUUUAAGUUUUUUGUGAUUGAUUUAUUCUCAGAAUCAUUCCUGACGAUGACGUCUGCUCCGUGAGAAAGUUAAACACUAAUGAAUGAGUGACAGGCUGUUCCGUCUGUGAUCAAGACCAGACACAGAGAUUUUAAACUGUUUCUUAUGCAGACUUAGACAGACCUAACUCUUUACCGCUAUGGUUAAUUAUGCUGACGUAUGUGGUUCCACUAAUUUACCUGUUAUCAACUCUGCAUCAACUCUGCUUUUAUCUAUCGGAAACAUCUGGACUCUGAACUGGUUGUAAAGAAACCUUCUCUUGCUGCUGCUACUGUUGUAAAUUAGCCCCAAUUGUACAUGAUGAGAUGAUUUGCAGUAAAUAAUGAGAUAUAAAGUGGUUAUAAGCGAUGAAUAAAUGUUAAUUUCGGAAAGCUA
Molecule: messenger RNA, 7993 nt
Organism: Colossoma macropomum (tambaqui)
Lineage: Eukaryota; Metazoa; Chordata; Actinopteri; Characiformes; Serrasalmidae
Gene: cdc42ep2
Product: CDC42 effector protein (Rho GTPase binding) 2
Exons: 2
Coding region: 588-1319 (243 amino acids)
Source: RefSeq, a predicted model, not a curated record